AUGAACAUGGUGUUCCGGCAAAAGACCGUUGGCAGGGAGUCGUCACAGAAUGCUGGCACACCCGGCGACCCUGUAGACCAGGUCAACGCCAUGCCGGACGAGGCCUUCAUCAAGGAAUAUCUGCCUUUACUACCUUGCGAAUGGAGGCACCCCGUGUCCGAAGCCAGCUAUGCCAUCUCGCUCGUGCAGGCGGCGAGUCUGACAGAGGCCCAGCUCAACAGGUGCUUUGCUAUCAUCGACCAAACAAGCGGCCAGGACUACCGCUCGUCGCUGCAGGGAUGGCAUCCGUCCGCCAAGAAGCAGGAGAUGCGGUCCCCUGACCUGCGGUACAUCUUGGUCCGGCGCGGGGAGGAGAUUUGCGGAUUCGUGUCGCUGAUGCCGACGUGGGAGAAUGGAGAGGCGGUGGUGUAUUGCUAUGAGAUUCACCUGACGGAUGAAGUCAAGGGAACGGGUUUGGGCAGCCAGUUGAUGGGAUAUUUGACCGAGGUGGCUGAGCGGGCUGAAGGCAUUGAAAAGGUCAUGCUGACAUGCUUCGUCAGGAAUGAGCGUGCCAGGCGGUUUUACGAACGGCUCGGGUUCGGCGUGGAUGCGCAAUCGCCGAGGGAGAGGCGGUUGAGGGGGAAGCUGCUUGUCGCGGAUUACGUGAUUAUGAGUCGGAGGGUGAAGAGGCGCGGGAGGAAGCCGGCGGCGGACGACGAUGAAUGA
Metarhizium album ARSEF 1941 is the source of this 705-nucleotide messenger RNA. Its product is annotated as GNAT family acetyltransferase Nat4. The transcript has 3 exons. Gene Ontology annotation, cellular component: nucleus. The record is from RefSeq and is a predicted model, not a curated record. Gene Ontology annotation, molecular function: protein N-terminal-serine acetyltransferase activity; histone H4 acetyltransferase activity; histone H2A acetyltransferase activity. Lineage: Eukaryota; Fungi; Ascomycota; Sordariomycetes; Hypocreales; Clavicipitaceae. Bases 1 to 705 code for a protein of 234 amino acids.